Molecule: messenger RNA, 132 nt
Organism: Funneliformis caledonium
Lineage: Eukaryota; Fungi; Glomeromycota; Glomeromycetes; Glomerales; Glomeraceae
Source: the annotation of a GenBank genome assembly
UUAUCGACGUCGUUUCAUCAUCGUAGUCAUAAUCGUUAUCGUGUCAAUGUCGUAGUUCAUCCGGGAAAAAUAUUGAGGGAAGAAUUAUUAGUUCCUUUCAAUAUCAGCUCCCAAGAAUUAGCCCAAGUUUAA